AUGUGGGACAACCAGUCAGGGGUCCCAGAAUUCAUCCUGGAGGGAUUCCCGCUCAGUGUAGACAUGGAAGUGUUCCUCUUCUGUGUCUUCUCCCUGCUGUAUAUCUCCAACCUGCUGGCAAAUGGCAUGAUCUUGGGGCUCAUCUGGCUGGACGUCAGACUACACACUCCCAUGUACUUCUUCCUUUCUCAUCUGGCUGUCAUUGAUAUAUUCUAUGCUUCCAGCAAUUUGCCCAAAUUGCUGGAAAAUCUAAUGUAUUUGUACUUAGAUUUUGCCUGCACUGAGUGCAUGAUUUUGCUGGUGAUGUCGUAUGACAGGUACGUGGCCAUCUGCCAUCCUCUCCACUACACCGUCAUCAUGAGCUGGAGACUGUGCAUAGUGCUGGCCAUCACCUCCUGGACUUGUGGCAUUUUAUUGGCAUUAGGACAUUUAGUGCUCUUUCUGAGAUUGCCAUACUGUGGGCCCACAGAGGUAAACAGCUUCUUCUGUGAAAUCCUAGCUGUCCUCAAAGUGGCCUGUGGGGUCACUUGGUUAAACAAAAUUUUCCUCUUCGCUGGUGGUGUGGUCUUUUUAGUGGUCCCUGUUUCUUUGAUAGUGGUGUCCUACGUGCGCAUCCUCUUGGCCAUCCUGAAGAUCAAGUCAAAGGAGGGUCGCAGAAAGGCCUUCUCCACCUGCUCCUCCCACCUCUGUGUGGUUGGGUUCUACUUUGGCAUUGCCAUCAUGGUGUACGUGGUCCCAGACAAUGGCCACCGAGACGAGCAGAAGAAAAUCCUUUCCCUGUUUUACACCCUCUUCAACCCAUUGUUGAACCCCCUCAUCUACAGUCUGAGAAAUGCUCAAGUGAAGGCUGCCUUCAACAGAGCAGUGCAGAAAAAGGGCACUGUAAAAGAGGGUUAA
This is a messenger RNA of Talpa occidentalis (Iberian mole), 897 nucleotides long. RefSeq names its product olfactory receptor 2A5-like. Gene Ontology annotation, biological process: G protein-coupled receptor signaling pathway. Lineage: Eukaryota; Metazoa; Chordata; Mammalia; Eulipotyphla; Talpidae. Gene Ontology annotation, cellular component: membrane. Bases 1 to 897 code for a protein of 298 amino acids. Gene Ontology annotation, molecular function: olfactory receptor activity; G protein-coupled receptor activity. The transcript is spliced from 2 exons. The record is from RefSeq and is a predicted model, not a curated record.